Messenger RNA from Fusarium proliferatum ET1, 1560 nucleotides. RefSeq lists its product as uncharacterized. Gene Ontology annotation, molecular function: oxidoreductase activity. The transcript has 2 exons. Lineage: Eukaryota; Fungi; Ascomycota; Sordariomycetes; Hypocreales; Nectriaceae. Bases 1 to 1560 code for a protein of 519 amino acids. The record is from RefSeq and is a predicted model, not a curated record.
AUGCGACACUCAACAACUCAACUCCUCUCCCUAUCCCUUGGCCUUCUACUGGGCUCAAGUGAAGCAGCAUCGAUACCACGCAAAGAGACCUGCACCAAAGCCAAAGUUGUAAUUCUGGGUGCUGGUGUAGCUGGUAUCACAGCUGCCCAAACCUUACACAAUGCGUCCAUCCACGACUUUAUCAUCCUUGAGCACAAUGACUACAUAGGAGGCCGUAUGAAACAUACCACCUUCGGAAAGUCCUCCGACGGUACGCCUUUCACUGUCGAGCUCGGUGCGAACUGGAUCGAAGGUCUACAAAAUCCCUCAGGCGAGAUCAACCCAAUAUGGCGUUUCGCUGAGAAGCACAAAGUGAAGAAUACGUAUUCUAAUGAUAGUGCGAUCAUCACUUACGAUGAAACUGGAGCUUCCGAUUACACUGAUCUGAUUGACCUCUUUGACGAGAAGUUUGAGAUCGCUUCGCAGGAUGCUGGCUAUAUCUUCACCGAGAAUCUCCAAGAUACAUCAACUCGCGCUGGUCUCAGCCUGGCUGGCUGGAAACCAAAGAAGGACAUGAAGAUGGCUGCUGCUGACUGGUGGGGCUGGGAUUUUGAGACGGCUUAUUCUCCAGAAGAAAGUGGCUUCGUGUAUGGUGUCGCUGGAAACAAUGCUACCUUCAAGCAUUUCAGCGACGAGACCAAUCUUGUCAUCGAUCAGCGGGGCUACAAUGCUUGGCUGGUUGGAGAAGCGAACGAGUUCCUCAAGAAGAACGACCCAAGACUUCGUCUAAAGACUACAGUCAAAAAGAUCGAGUACACCACCAAAGGCGUCAAGAUCGACACCAACAACGGGUGCGUCGAAGCAGACUACGCCAUCUGCACCUUCUCCGUCGGCGUCCUCCAGAAUGACGCCGUUGACUUCAAGCCUACACUUCCCCGCUGGAAAAGAGAGGCCAUUCAGGUCUUUCAGAUGGGUACCUAUACGAAGAUAUUCAUGCAGUUUAACGAGACAUUUUGGCCCGAGGACACACAGUACUUCCUCUACGCCGACCCAGAGCAACGCGGCUACUACCCAUUGUUUCAGUCGCUCAGUACACCGGGCUUUCUGCCAGGAUCGAAUAUUCUGUUUGGCACAGUUGUGCAACAGCAAGCUUACGAAGUUGAGCAACAGUCGGAUGAAAAGACCAAGAAGGAAAUCAUGGAGGUGCUACGCUCUAUGUUCCCCGAUAAGGAUGUUCCCGAGCCCACUGCAUUUAUGUAUCCCCGCUGGAGUAUGGAAGAGUGGUCGUACGGGUCCUACAGUAACUGGCCUGUCGGUAUGACGCUUGAGAAACAUCAGAACCUCCGUGCGAAUGUAGAUCGAUUGUGGUUUGCCGGGGAGGCUAAUUCUGCCGAAUUCUUCGGGUACUUGCAUGGCGCUUACUUUGAAGGGCAGGAGAUUGCUGAACGAAUUACGAGGAUAUUGAAGGGCGAGGAGUCAGAGCAGUCACAACAGAUGAAGAGGUACAAGACGUUACGUGGAACAACAGAAUUGGAAGAGCACGACUCUGCCAAUGGAUGGUCGACUCCUCUCGACGAUUAG